CAUUAUCGUGCUACAAUUAGCAAACAGCCAAAUGAUUUUGAACAUGCACUUCGUUCUGCCGCUCCUAAAGAACUGUUCACUUGAUGGCGAAAGCUCUUUUACAAUCUACUACUGGCCCCCACUCGUAAGGAUUAGCGGACGAGAUGAUUGUUUUUCAUGCGCUUUUCUUAAGUUAGUGUCCCGCUAAUGAGAAGAAUAUUCGCAAAAGCAGAAAAGCACUGAAAUGGAAAGGCGAGUUGAAACAAAGCGUCUCUUUGCAAGCGAGUUAAACUGCGGGGGUAACUAACCCUUUGUAUCAGAUCCAGGAAGAUGAACUGUGUGAGAGAGAAGUACUUAAUCUUCCGGGAGCGUCAGAGACUAUUUUGAAGAUUAGAUCUGCGUUUCCAUCAGGACGCGAGCAAAGAUUUAAUCAUUCCUCAAUGUACUAAAGCAAAGAAGUUGUCGAGGGCGAAUGUUGCCAGAUUUGAAGUUAAUCUUCACGUCGCAUCCCUGCUUGGGGAUCAGCGGCUCGGCUGCCCUCAUUUGAGAGCGCGCACGGAGAGGGACGUUCGCUGUCCGCUCUUCACCACUUUGUGUCUCGGUUCUUAGUAUGCACUGAGUCGAAAUGAGUGAGGGACGCGUUACUUGGACAAUUUAAAGAGGGAAGCGUUGUCCCGUUAGCACGGAUGGGGUAAAGAACUGGGAGACGGAGCUCGUUCUGAGCUUACCACCAACAAUUACUGGAGGAUUUUUUUUUCUCACCAGAAUGCGAGAGAGGAAGAUGUGGGUCGGCUGCCAAUUUCCUUGCGGUACGGAUACAAACAAGAACGUGAAAAUUAGCAGCGUGAAAUAGAGGGAAAAUAGAGCUCAAUGUUAAAUUUGACUCUAGAACGUGUACCAUGGAGAAAAGGAAGGGACUGUUCAUUUCACUGUUUUACUUUAUGGCCAAGAUUUGGUUGAGUUCGCAGCAAGUCCUUAGAAUCGGGGGCAUUUUUGAGACCCUUGAGAAUGAGCCUAUAAGUCUAGAAGAACUAGCCUUCAAAUUUGCUGUAACCAAUAUAAACCGAAAUCGAACCCUGAUGCCAAACACCACAUUGACCUAUGAUAUCCAGAGGAUAAACCUGUUUGAUAGUUUCGAGGCCUCCAGAAGAGCCUGCGACCAGCUGGCGUUGGGCGUGGCGGCGGUCUUUGGCCCCUCCCACAGCUCCUCGGUCAGCGCGGUGCAGUCCAUCUGCAACGCCCUGGAGGUGCCGCACAUCCAGACGCGCUGGAAGCACCCCUCCGUGGACAACAAGGACACCUUCUACGUCAACCUGUACCCCGAGUACGCCUCCAUCAGCCGGGCCAUCCUGGACAUCGUGCAGUUCUACAAGUGGAAGGCCGUCACCGUGGUCUACGAGGACAGCACGGGUCUGAUUCGUCUGCAGGAGCUGAUCAAGGCGCCGUCCAGGUACAACAUUAAAAUCAAAAUCCGUCAGCUCCCGACCGGGAACAAGGACGCCCGGCCGCUCCUGAAGGAGAUGAAGAAGGGGAAGGAGUUCUACGUGAUCUUCGACUGCUCUUACCAGACCGCUGCGGUCAUUCUCAAACAGAUCUUGUCCAUGGGGAUGAUGACAGAAUACUACCAUUUUUUCUUCACUACUCUAGACCUGUUUGCGUUGGAUCUGGAGCCUUACAGAUACAGCGGCGUGAACAUGACCGGGUUCCGCCUCCUCAACAUUGACAACGCACAAGUGGCCUCCGUGGUGGAGAAGUGGUCGAUGGAGCGUCUGCAGGCCCCGCCCAAACCCGAGAGCGGACUUCUGGACGACAUGAUGACGACCGAGGCGGCGCUGAUGUACGACGCCGUGUACAUGGUCGCCGUGGCGUCGCAGCGGGCCAAUCAGAUGACCGUGAGCUCCCUGCAGUGCCACAGGCACAAGCCCUGGCGCUUCGGCCCGCGCUUCAUGAACAUGUUCAAAGAGGCUCAGUGGAACGGUCUGACGGGACUUAUAGUCAUAAACAAGACGGACGGCCUGCGGAAGGAGUUUGACUUGGACGUCAUCAGUCUCAAGGAGGACGGCAUGGAAAAGACGUCUGUCGAGGGCACUAACCGCCUAAAUAAAGUGUGGAAAAAGAUUGGAGUCUGGAACUCCAACGGUGGCCUUAACUUGACUGACAGCAACAAGGAAAAGUCCACAAACGUCACGGAUUCCAUGGCGAACAGAACUCUGGUGGUCACCACUAUUCUGGAAAACCCAUAUGUAAUGUACAAGAAGUCGGACAAACCCUUGUAUGGCAACGACCGAUUCGAGGGCUACUGCCUGGACCUGCUGAAAGAGCUGUCGAACAUUCUUGGCUUCGCGUACGAGGUGAAGCUGGUGACGGACGGGAAGUACGGGGCGCAGAACGACAAGGGGGAGUGGAACGGCAUGGUCCGAGAGCUUAUAGACCACGUAGCUGAUCUAGCGGUGGCUCCGCUGACCAUCACUUACGUGCGGGAGAAGGUGAUCGAUUUCUCCAAGCCGUUCAUGACCCUGGGGAUCAGCAUCCUGUACCACAAGCCCAACGGCACCAACCCGGGGGUGUUCUCCUUCCUCAACCCGCUGUCCCCCGACAUCUGGAUGUACGUGCUGCUGGCGUGCCUGGGGGUCAGCUGCGUGCUGUUCGUCAUCGCCAGGUUCACGCCCUACGAGUGGUACAAUCCACACCCCUGCAACCCGGACUCCGACGUAGUUGAGAACAACUUCACUCUGCUCAACAGCUUCUGGUUUGGAGUGGGAGCCCUCAUGCAGCAAGGAUCAGAGCUGAUGCCCAAAGCUCUGUCCACCAGGAUCGUCGGGGGGAUCUGGUGGUUCUUCACGCUGAUAAUAAUAUCGUCCUACACCGCCAACCUGGCUGCCUUCCUGACGGUGGAGAGGAUGGACUCGCCGAUCGACUCCGCGGACGACCUGGCGAAGCAGACGAAAAUCGAGUACGGCGCCGUGAGGGACGGAUCAACCAUGACGUUUUUCAAAAAAUCCAAAAUAUCCACAUAUGAAAAAAUGUGGGCAUUCAUGAGCAGCAGGAAAAACACGGCCCUGGUCAAAAACAACCGUGAGGGAAUCCAGAGAGUCCUGACCACAGACUAUGCCCUUCUGAUGGAGUCCACCAGCAUUGAGUACAUCAGCCAGAGGAACUGCAACCUCACUCAGAUUGGAGGCCUGAUCGACUCCAAGGGCUAUGGGGUGGGAACGCCUAUAGGUUCACCGUACAGAGAUAAAAUCACCAUAGCGAUUCUCCAGCUGCAGGAAGAAGGGAAGCUCCACAUGAUGAAGGAGAAGUGGUGGAGAGGGAACGGUUGCCCCGAGGAAGACAACAAAGAGGCCAGCGCCCUGGGCGUGGAGAACAUCGGGGGCAUUUUCAUAGUGUUAGCGGCCGGGCUCGUCCUCUCUGUGUUUGUAGCCAUCGGGGAGUUUAUAUAUAAGACCAGGAAAAACGCAGACAUCGAGCAGUGUGUUUCUUUUAGCGCUAUAAUGGAGGAACUCAGCCUCUCGCUUUCGUGUCACAGAACGAGCAGGAGAAAGCCGCGAGUUAAGGGAAGAGGGGGACUGUCGGGCAAUCUGUUGUACCACCCCAAGCGUAUUCUGAGGAAAGAAACUAUGGCGUGAGCUAUGGACUUCUCGGUGUCUGGACAACAACAAGGAGCCGGGACCCACAGACUUGAUACGUGUCCUCCUGACAUAAUUUCAUGAGUUUGUAUUUUAAAAAAUAACUUUUUUUUUCCCUCUUUUAUAUAUGCUGCCUGCCAACGUGCAGGUAUUGGGGAUGUUGCAUUUUUGAACAUCGUUUUAAUUUUUCGACAACGUAAACUACAAUGAUUUUUUUUUUUUUAGAUGGAUGAAUGAGAAUGAAAUAAAAUCAGGAAAUUGAAUGCCUUGUGUGUUGACUGUGCUCCAUCUUGUGUAAAUGUAUAUUUGUUCCAGUGUUGUAUCCAACUUUUAUGAAUAAACAUGUUU
Messenger RNA from Anguilla anguilla (European eel), 3956 nucleotides. Its product is annotated as glutamate receptor ionotropic, kainate 1-like. Gene Ontology annotation, biological process: monoatomic ion transport; modulation of chemical synaptic transmission; synaptic transmission, glutamatergic. The transcript has 17 exons. NCBI's taxonomy places the organism in Eukaryota, Metazoa, Chordata, Actinopteri, Anguilliformes, Anguillidae. Gene Ontology annotation, molecular function: kainate selective glutamate receptor activity; transmitter-gated monoatomic ion channel activity involved in regulation of postsynaptic membrane potential. Bases 879 to 3608 code for a protein of 909 amino acids. The record is from RefSeq and is a predicted model, not a curated record. Gene Ontology annotation, cellular component: presynaptic membrane; plasma membrane; postsynaptic membrane.